AAAAGGACUUUUGAACAUAAUUAACUAGAUCGAGCUGCAACAUUGACAUUAUUGGGCUGCAGGGUAGUUGUGUUAGUUUUGUAGUGUUGGCAAGUUGGAAGUUGGCAGCCCUGACCGCGCUUCAUAGUUGCAAAAAAAGAAAAACGUGCGCGCCUGAAUACUUUUAAUUAUCAAAAUUAUUGCUUAGUUUAGUAUAAUAAAUUGGGAAAUCUGCAAGAUGUGGCCACGAUUUGGUAUCAAAAUUGGAAACAGUACCCUCUGCAUAGCUUACGUAAGAUCCGAUGGAAAGGUGGAUGUUAUAGCAAACAAGCAAGGCGAUCGUGUCUCUCAAGCCUGUUUGCUGUGGGAUGGCGUCUCCGAGAUCGAAUGUGGUUUGACAGCGAAACAGAAAAUGGCCACAAGACCGAAACAAGCAGUAGCGCACAGUUUUCAGCUCUUACAGCCAAAGGAGGAGCUCAGUGCGGAUAAAAUAGCCAGUGCAUUGAAGGAUAUACCCUGCGAUUAUGAUGAGCAGGAAGCUGUCUUUAAAAUGGAACAUACGGUGCCAUCCGAGAAGGAAGAUCAAGAUGACAAGGUGGUGACAAAGGAGCUGACCGCAUUUCAGGUGACGGUGGAGCUGCUGCGUGCUGAAUUGGAGCUGGCGCGUCAAUACUAUAACAAUGCGGAACACUCACCUAUAGCCGUGCUCUCAAUACCCAGCUACUAUCCUGCCCAAGCUUACUACCUGCUGUCGGAUGCGGCCAAAUCCGCCGGUUUCCAAGUGGCUCAAAUUAUUGCGGAGCCCACUGCCGCUGUUUUAGGCUAUAACAUCGGAGAGGAACCGGAGGCCGGACGGAAGCAUGUGCUGACCAUUAAGUGCGGAGGCCUGUACAGUCAAUUUGCCUUAUAUGCGGUGCAGAAUGGUCUCUAUAUAGAACUUGCUACCUUUGGUCCAUUUGCGAUUGGCGGUCGGCAAUUCACGGAGGCUUUAGUGCAAUUCAUUUGUGAGGAAUUCAAGCGCAAAUAUAAACUAGAUCCACACGAGUCGCGGCGCUCGCUGGCCAAAAUACGCACGGCAGCCGCCAACUGCAAGCACAUAUUGACGACGCUGCCCUCCACGCAACUGUACAUUGAUUCCCUCAUGGAUGGCGUUGACUUUAACGUACAAAUGUCACGUGCCCGCUUCGAGAGCCUCAUCCAGCCGGUCAUCAAUAAUUUCAUAGCGCAAUUAAGUGAGUGUGUGGAGCGUGCGCAGAAAGAGCAGCCUCAAGUGACGGGAAUUGAUGAAAUCGUGUUGUUGGGUGCCACAAUGCAAAUACCCAAACUGCAGGCGGCACUGGCAGCACGAUACCCAAACGCCAAGCUCCACAACUGCUAUUCGGCGGAUGAGGUGGUGGCCAUUGGUUGUGCACGGCAGGCGCUUUAUUUGCUCGAUCCCUUGGAGCAACAGUUGCAGAAAGCCGAUGAUUGCGUUCUGACCGAAGAUGACUUGUAUAUAUGGCACGGUGAUGAUGAAUCAAAGGCCAAGUUGGUGCUAGGCAAGGGCAGUUUGUUGCCAGCGAAAAUCAAGGUUACGUUGCCCCAGUCUGGCGAGGGAGAUGCACAGAGUUCGACGCCGGCUUUCAAAUUGCGAACCGGAGACAGUGAGAUACUCGCUAACUUGCCAGACAACACCACGCCCUCCGACGAGGGUCUCUUCCAGCUGGAGGUAGAGGUUGAUUGGAAGGACAAGGACGGCGUUAUUGAGCCAUUGGUGCGAUUGCGUUGUAUGUAAGUUGAGUGGGAGUCAACGAUCUUGAGCGCAAUUGUAAAUUAUUUAUUUCUAAUACACAAAAUAAAAAACCCGAGCUUCAAUCCAAGUUAGAAA
Molecule: messenger RNA, 1846 nt
Organism: Scaptodrosophila lebanonensis
Lineage: Eukaryota; Metazoa; Arthropoda; Insecta; Diptera; Drosophilidae
Product: heat shock 70 kDa protein 14
Exons: 1
Coding region: 218-1753 (511 amino acids)
Biological process (GO): protein folding
Cellular component (GO): cytosol; nucleus
Molecular function (GO): ATP binding; ATP-dependent protein folding chaperone
Source: RefSeq, a predicted model, not a curated record